GAUUUUAAAUUUUAUGGCAUUCAUUGCUCUUUCUAUUAUCGAAUAGAUGAUAAAAAGACCGAAAAUGAAAGAGAAAACGUUAAACACAUAAGUAAAGAUGGUGGAAUUAAUAUUCCAUGA
Messenger RNA from Cetraspora pellucida, 120 nucleotides. NCBI's taxonomy places the organism in Eukaryota, Fungi, Glomeromycota, Glomeromycetes, Diversisporales, Gigasporaceae. The record is from the annotation of a GenBank genome assembly.